Molecule: messenger RNA, 4834 nt
Organism: Paralichthys olivaceus (Japanese flounder)
Lineage: Eukaryota; Metazoa; Chordata; Actinopteri; Pleuronectiformes; Paralichthyidae
Source: RefSeq, a predicted model, not a curated record
CCUCUGACUUGCACUGAGCACAUGUGCUAGCCAGGGCCGCAAACCCCGCCCCUGCCCUCCCCUGCAGCCAAUCAGAGAUCUGAAUAAGGAAGGCCCGGAUCUCCUCUCAGCCAAUCGCAGCGCGUGUUGUUGCGGAGUCACUCGCUGAGGCUCCUGUCACCGGGAGGAAGGGAUCAGAGUCUCCAUCAUAGCUGUACUCAGGCUGACCCGUUGUGCUGUGCCGCUGCUGCUCAGGAGCAAAUUACCGGUGAUAGAGAGCUGUCCUGUUGUUUACGGUCGCACCUUGCUGUCAGCCCGCAGUGCCACAGACUCGUCAUCAUCAUCAUCAUCAUCAUCAUCAUUUCUGCUGAGGAUGCCGCAGACAAACAAGUCCAGAAAAUCCCCGAUGCCUGACUCCUCUUCUUCCUCUGGAGUGGUUGGAGAGGAUUCGGAGCCAGCGUCCCGGGAGGUGGAGCAGGCUGCUGGGGAUGCAGGAGGAGGAGGUGGAGCAACAGGAGGAGGGGAGGACAAUGUUGGAGACAGCGAGAUCAUCAAGUCCCCCAGUGACCCCAAACAGUACAGGUACAUUGUGCUGGAGAAUGGGCUGCGAGCGCUUCUCAUUUCAGACUACAAUGGACCACCAAUGUCGGACAAUGAGGACUCAGAUGAAGGUGAAGAAGAAGAAGAAGAAGAGGAGGAUGAGGAGGAUGAGGAGGAAUCUGGAGAUGAAACAGAAGACGAGUCUGAGGAAGAUGAUGAUGUUGACAAGGGCAGUGAUGAUGAUGAAGAUGACGACAAGGAGGGGAAGAAGAAGAAAGGAAAUGCAGAGAAACAGUCUGCAGCAGCUCUGUGUGUCGGAGCGGGCAGCUUCAGUGACCCCAAUGACCUCCCUGGCCUCGCCCACUUUCUGGAACACAUGGUGUUCAUGGGCAGUGAGAAGUACCCCUCUGAGAACGGCUUUGAUGCUUUCCUCAAGAAGCACGGAGGGAUUGACAAUGCUUCCACUGACUGUGAGAGGACCAUCUUCCAGUUUGACGUCCAGAGGAAAAGCUUCAAAGAGGCUCUUGACAGGUGGGCUCAGUUCUUCAUCUGCCCCCUGAUGAUCCGGGACGCCAUCGACAGGGAGGUGGAGGCCGUCGACAGCGAGUACCAGCUGGCUAAGCCUUCCGACUCCCACAGGAAGGAGAUGCUGUUUGGCAGUCUGGCCAAACCUGGACACCCUAUGGGCAAGUUCUGCUGGGGAAAUGCCCAGACUCUGAAGCAGGAGCCUAAGAAGAAGAAGAUCAAUGUCUAUAAACGGCUUCGUGCCUUCUGGAAGAAACACUACUCUGCCCACUACAUGACUCUUGCUGUGCAGUCAAAAGAGAAGCUGGACACUCUGGAGGAGUGGGUGAGAGAGAUCUUCAGCAAGGUGCCUAACAAUGGUCUGCCGAAGCCUGAUUUCUCUCAUUUGCCGGAUCCCUUUGAGACACCGGCCUUCAACAAGCUCUACCGAGUUGUUCCCGUGAGGAAAGUCCAUGCUUUGAAUAUCACCUGGGCUCUUCCUCCUCAGGAAAAACACUACAGGGUGAAGCCUCUCCACUACAUCUCUUGGCUGAUUGGCCAUGAGGGCACAGGAAGCAUCCUCUCCCUGCUCAGGAGGAAGUGCUGGGCCCUGGCUUUAUUUGGAGGAAACAGUGAAACCGGCUUCGACCAGAACACCACCUACUCCAUCUUCUCCAUCUCCAUCACCCUCACUGACGAAGGUUUCCGAAACUUCUACCAGGUGACUCACCUGGUGUUCCAGUACCUGAAGAUGCUGCAGACGCUUGGACCACAGCAAAGAGUAUACGAAGAGAUCCAGAAGAUUGAAACAAAUGAGUUUCACUACCAGGAGCAGAUUGAUCCUAUCGAGUAUGUUGAGGACAUUUGUGAGAACAUGCAGCUGUUUCCUAAAGAAGAUUUCCUAACUGGAGAUCAGCUGAUGUUUGAGUACAACCCAGAAGUGAUCAGUGCGGCUCUGUCCCUUCUCACCCCUGAGAAAGCCAACCUGAUGCUGUUGUCACCAGAACAUGAGGGCCAGUGUCCCCUGCGGGAGAAGUGGUUUGGCACACAAUACAGCGUGGAGGACAUCCAGCAGGAGUGGAUGGAGCAGUGGAUGGGCCACAUGGAGCUGAACAGCGACCUCCACCUCCCUAAGGAGAACAAGUUCAUCGCCACUGACUUCACCCUGAAGCCCUCUGACUGCCCAGACACAGAGUUCCCCGUCCGGAUAGCCGACAGCGACAGGGGCUGCCUGUGGUACAGGAAGGACAACAAAUUCAAAAUCCCAAAAGCCUACAUCAGAUUCCACUUAAUCUCUCCUAUAAUACAGCAAUCUGCUAAGAACGUGGUCUUGUUCGACCUGCUGGUCAACAUCCUCGGACACAACCUAGCAGAGCCGGCCUACGAGGCUGAAGUGGCUCAGCUGGAGUAUAAACUGGUGGCUGGCGAACAUGGCCUGGUCAUCAAGGUCAAAGGAUUCAACCACAAACUGUCUCUGCUGUUCCACCUGAUCAUCGACCACCUCGCUGAUUUCUCCGCCUCUCCUGGCGUCUUCAGCAUGUUCUCAGAGCAGCUCAAAAAAACUUACUUCAACAUCCUCAUCAAACCUGACAAACUUGGCAAGGACGUACGUUUGUUGGUCUUGGAGCACUCUCGCUGGUCCAUGGUGGAGAAGUGCCAGGCUCUGACGGCCGGUCUGACCAGCGACGAGCUGAUGGAGUUCAGCCGCAGCUUCAGGACGGAGCUUUACGCUGAGGGACUGGUGCAGGGCAACUUCUGCAGCACUGAGUCAGCGCAGUUCCUGCAGUAUGUCACAGAGAAGCUGCAGUUCUCAAAGUUGCCAGCAGAUGUGCCAGUGAUGUUCAGAGUAGUGGAGCUUCCUGUGAAGCACCACAUCUGUAAAGUCAAGUCGCUCAAUAAGGGAGACGCCAACUCUGAGGUCACAGUUUACUACCAGUCUGGCCCCAAGGCCUUAAAGGAGCACACACUGAUGGAGCUGUUGGUGGUGAGUGCUUCUUUCUCUUUUCUCCAACCACUCAUUCAUUCACUCUCAGUCCAUCAGGUCAUCCCUCCAUCUUUCUUGUUUGUUUCUCAGAUGCACAUGGAGGAACCCUGCUUUGACUUCCUCAGGACCAAAGAGACUCUGGGGUACCAUGUCUACCCAACCUGCAGAAACACCUCGGGUGUACUGGGGUUCUCUGUCACCGUGGAAACACAGGCUACCAAGUUCAAUACCGAGCUGGUGGAGUUAAAGAUUGAAGAGUUCCUGGUUUCAUUCGGGGACAAGCUAAAUGCCCUGACUGAGGAAGCCUUUAAUACUCAGGUGACUGCUUUAGUGAAACUGAAGGAGUGUGAGGACACACACCUCGGGGAGGAGGUGGACAGGAACUGGGCCGAAGUGGUUACACAGCAGUUUGUGUUUGACAGGCUUAACAGAGAGAUCGAGGCUCUGAAGCAGAUGAGCAGGACUGAGCUUGUGUCUUGGUUCCAAGAACACCGAGGACAGAACAGCCGCAAACUCAGUGUGCACGUGGUGGGAUUUGGUGCUGAGGAGAAUGAUGAGGACGGUAGAGGUAAAAAACAAGAAAGCGAAGACGAGGAUUUAAUUGGCACUACCUACUGUGAGGUGUCCAAACUCACUUUCCUUCCUGCUUCACCCAAGCUGGCGGGCGCCAUUGCCAUCAUGGAUAUUCCUGCUUUCACUAAAGACCUGCCCCUCUUCCCCUACCACAAGAUACUGGAAUGAACUUGUUCUCAGACAGACAGAAGGCUGAGCUCUGAGCCACGUUUGGGGGAUGCUGCCUCAUUAGAGAUGCAGGCACUUAAUAUGUGGAGGUGAAGGGCGGUUAAAACAGCAGGCUCCUCUCUUGACCUGGAUUCUGUCUCUGGGGCCCGGCUGUUGAUUUUACUUAACACUGUGUGCACAAGCAAAAAAGCCUGGAAGUGAUAAUAGACUUUUCUUUUAGCCAAGUGAUAAUCUAUUCUGUUUUCUCACACUCAAUUAUUUUAUAUCCUCAGACACUGGGAGUGGGGGAGCACUCUCAUUCUCUUCCUCUAUUCCACAUUCACGAAUCAAAUCUCAUUUAUUUAGUUCUCUGAGCUCUGCUGAUGAAUCGGUCUUUUGACUGCUUGUGUCGCACUGCAGGUUUGCCUUAAUACCAUUUUUUUUUUAAAAAAGAAAAAAGAACUCAAAUCAACUGUGAAAAGUGCAGAAACGCUGAGUUGUUUGAAUCCCACAUCCCCACAUGUACGUUGUUUGAGUGAUCGUGUGCUGGAUUUCAUGCUCUGCCGUUCACUACUGUUACAAGCUGACCUGGAUCAUGUCAUGGAAUGAAACUGUGCUAAGAAAUAAAUCAGUGACUGUAUGAAGGGAGCCUACAGAAAACAUAUCUAUGGAGUUGCCUUUACAGUAGAAGUAGAAAACAAUUGAGACAUUAAGACUAAAAUUAGUUUUUUGAUUUUUGAUUUAGUGCAUAUUUAAACUAAAUGAUUUUACACUGACACAAUAUGGUGAUAUUUUGCUUAUUUUUCUUUUCUGCAAAGGUCAAUUUAAACUCACGCCUGCUAUUUAAAUCACCUUUAACCGAACAGAUGGUCGAGUGUUUCCAGGACCUGCUGUCUGAUAAACGUUGAGGUCUUUUUAAAGUGUGUGCAUACUGAUGAUUGAGUACAGCAUCAGCUGUUUAAUUCAUGCAGCUUUAAUGUAUUUUAAAUUUGUACAGACUCUCUACCGUCUAUCGGAGGAAAAGGUUGUUGCAGGCGAUAUUGUGUGGGUCUGUGGCUGGUGACAUUCUGUACUAUUGAAUUUAAUUAAAAACUAACCUGGAGCUGA